Spirometra erinaceieuropaei is the source of this 828-nucleotide messenger RNA. The record is from the annotation of a GenBank genome assembly. Lineage: Eukaryota; Metazoa; Platyhelminthes; Cestoda; Diphyllobothriidea; Diphyllobothriidae.
AUGAAUAAGGUUGAUUACGUCAACAAGGCAAACCAAAUCUUCGAUGACAGGGAAGCCUAUGCACCACUCGCUACAGGCCCAACGAAAAAGCCAGCCGCGACUAUCAAGAAGAAAGUGAACGAGCUUGCCCGAUUGAAGCUCAUAAGCCCCGAUGACAGCAGAUCUAUGACCCUCAAUGACCCCCGUAUCGCACGUGCGUACGGCCCUCCCAAGGUGCAUAAGACAGAUGCGCCGCUGAGGAUCAUUGUACCACUUUUUGGAUCCCCUACUUACAACCUUGCCAUGUGGUUAUACAGACAAUUAAAGCACCACGCAAAUGGAUCGCAAUACAGCAUCAAAAAUUCUCAGGCUUUCCUACAAAAGAUCCAAGGCCUUGAAGUAAGUCCUGACGAAUGCAUCCUAUCGUUCGAUGUUGUUGCCCUGUUUUCUUCAAUACCGCAUGACCUAGCGAUUGACAGCGUAGCCCGAUGUCUAGAGCAAAGUCCCAUCGGCAUUCCAACAGAACUUGUCGUAGACAUGUUUAAGCUUUGCCUCAAGAAUUACUGUCUGUUCGAUGGCAAGUUCUAUCAACAGGUAAAGGGCACCCCAAUGGGCUCCCCAAUAUCGGGGCUGCUUGCAGAACUAGUAUUGCAGCGACUAGAACAGGAUGUUGUGCACACCUUCGAACCAAAAAUGUGGCUCCGCUACGUGAACGACACAUUCGUCAUCAUAAAGACCAGGGAAGUUGAGCGAUUACAUCAGAGCUCAAAUAGCGUCUUCCCGGCUAUACAGUUCACCCGCGAAGAAGCAACAGGAGAUACCCUCCCCUUCUUAGAUGUGAGCGUAUAA